Molecule: messenger RNA, 696 nt
Organism: Effrenium voratum
Lineage: Eukaryota; Dinophyceae; Suessiales; Symbiodiniaceae
Source: the annotation of a GenBank genome assembly
UUUUGUUAGCACCUUUGCAUCGACCCACACGGCCUGACUGAAAGAACGGGGUGCAACACAAGAACGUGCGGCAAGAACCAGCGUGCCGUGGCAUGCGAUGGGGUUCACCAAGUUCGAGCAGGAACAGCUGCGACGCCUCAUUGCCGGCCAGGCGGAGAAAAAUGAGGACAAUAAACCAAGAAGGCGGUUCGUAUCCUCACGCACGAAGACCAUGAUGUUGCGGAGCCCCAUCGACGUGCGGGAUCUGAGCUUCAGGUUGCAGACCUUCCCCUUCUUCUCCAACUCCCACCGGGACUUCCUCUCCUUACUCUCCCGAGAGCUGGACAUCCGAAUCUUCCAUCCGGGUCAGACGGUUCUACGAGAAGGCGAGUAUGGAGAGAUGACCUACAUUUUGGUCCAUGGAGAGGUGGAGGUGGUUACCGAGUCCAUGUCGGAGACCCAUCCGCCCAUCCGCAUGCGGGCGCCCAGCAUCUUCGGGGAGAGCCCUCUGCUGAUCGGGGCACCGGCGAGGCGGACUGCCACGGUCAUCGCCCGAGCCAUUUGCGAUGUGCGCAUGGUGCACCAGCGGAUCUUCAAUCAGCUGUUGAGCCACUUCCCCAGCGAGCGGCUUGUCUACCGGAAGAUGGCGAAAGAGCGCUACGGCAAGAGGCGGAGACCUCGACGAGGCGCCUCCAUUUCCUCCACCGACUCCAAGGA